Messenger RNA from Erpetoichthys calabaricus (reedfish), 3087 nucleotides. It is a transcript of the gene asic1c, whose product is annotated as acid-sensing (proton-gated) ion channel 1c. NCBI's taxonomy places the organism in Eukaryota, Metazoa, Chordata, Cladistia, Polypteriformes, Polypteridae. Gene Ontology annotation, cellular component: membrane. Gene Ontology annotation, biological process: sodium ion transmembrane transport. The transcript has 11 exons. Bases 965 to 2536 code for a protein of 523 amino acids. The record is from RefSeq and is a predicted model, not a curated record.
GAGACAUGGAAGCAGAGGAGCCAUAGAAAUCUCUGAGCAUGUUCGGUAGCAGGAUGGACCUUGACUACUAAAGAGAGCGUAUGUGUGAGAGAGAGAGAGUGAGAGAGAGAGAGAGAGAGAGAGAGAGAGAGAGAGAGAGAGAGAGCGAGAGAGAGAGAGGGAGAGAGAGAGAGAGGAGAGGCAGAGAGAGAAGAGGCAGACAGCUGGAUCUAUACUGUCAAAAGAUCAGGAGAAAGCAUACAGAUUCUUUAAGGCUCCGGGCACUAAACGACAGAAGCACCAAAAGAGCUAUUAAGAGGGUAUACUUUGCAGCAUUUUGGUGGAUCGGCAAGGAAAGAAGUGAACCUGGUGGAGGCUUGAACUAUCAAGGCACUAAGAGGUGGGUCACUGAUAGAUCUGCGACCCGUCAUUUUUUUUUUAUUUUUUUUUGCCCAGAAAUAGAGCGAGAGCGAGAGUGAAAGAAAGCAAAAGGGGGAGCGAUCUGUUUUUUAAUUCAUCACCCCCGCCCCCUUUGUCCAUUCACAAAUACAUUGCAUUCUGUCGUCGUGGCGAUGCAGAGGCAUUCUUUCCGAUUGGUUGAAGAAGGGUCCCAUUGAGAGCUAAGACUUACCCCCCUCCACCUACCUUUUCAUACACCCUUGUAUUCUCCUUAUAUUAUUUUCUCUUUUUCUUUGAUUUCUCCAGCUCCCUCUUCAGCAUUCACUGAGGGAGGGUCUCUGAAAGUGGGUGAUUAGGAGCUGUCAGUCUGUUCAUGUUUUUUCUUUUUGAAAGACCAGACUAACAAUAAAUAAUAUGAAAUAAAGCAAAGGAUUGAUGCUCUCAGUACUAUAAAUUCCAAAUAUCUGGUUAGUAUAAACAAAAUAAAAAGGAUUUAAGGAGUUUAAAAACAGCAGUGGGCUAAAAGCUAGAUUUAACAACAUAUUUUUGUAACAUUUCUCUUCAAUAAGCUACCUUUGCUGCAGAAAUGAAGGGUGAUUCUGAGGAAAGCAUUGAAAGCAUUCGACCAUCCAACUUGCAAGCAUUUGCCAACAAUUCUACAUUGCAUGGCAUGAGCCAUAUUUUUGCUUAUGGCCCUAUGACCUUUCGCCGCUUCCUUUGGACUUUAUCCUUCUUGGGUUCACUAGGUUUGCUUCUGAUAGUCUGUGUGGAGAGGGUCACCUACUACUUUACUUAUCCACAUGUUACUAAACUGGAUGAGGUGGCAGCACCAAACCUCACCUUCCCUGCUGUUACCAUCUGCAACCUCAAUGAGUUUCGGUUUUCAAAGAUUACUCGCAAUGACCUGUUUCAUGUUGGUGAAUUAUUGGCAUUGUUGAAUGAUAAUUAUGAAAUUGCCAAUCCUCAUCUAGCUGAACCUGAAGUAGUAGCAGCCCUAAAGGAAAAGGCCAAUUUCAGGGGUUUUAAGGCCAAACCAUUCAAUAUGACCGAUUUCUACAACCGUACUGGACAUGACAUUAAUGAGAUGCUGCUGCAGUGUACCUUCCGUGGGACCUAUUGCCAUCCCAGUAACUUCACAACUACCUACACCCGCUAUGGAAAAUGUUACACAUUUAACUCAGGCCAAGAUGGAUAUCCUUUGAUGACCACUUUAAAAGGGGGAACUGGCAAUGGUCUUGAAAUAAUGAUGGAUAUUCAGCAAGAUGAAUACCUUCCAGUCUGGGGAGAUACAGAGGAAACGUCAUAUGAGGCCGGUGUGAAGGUGCAGCUUCAUAGCCACUUCGAGCCACCAUAUAUUCAUGAACUGGGCUUUGGGGUCGCCCCAGGCUUCCAGACGUUUGUUUCCACGCAAGAACAGCGGCUGAUGUAUCUCCCUCCUCCUUGGGGGGACUGCAUGGCAUCAUCUAUGAAUUCAGAAUUUUUCUCCACAUACAGUAUAACUGCAUGUCGUAUUGACUGUGAGACCCGGUAUUUGAUUGAAAAUUGCAAUUGCAGGAUGGUGCACAUGCCAGGAAAUGCAGUAGUAUGUACUCCGGAGCAGUACAAGGAUUGUGCAGACCCUGCAUUGGACUUUCUAGUAGAGAAGGAUAAUGAUUACUGUGUAUGUCAGACACCUUGUAACACCACUCGUUAUGGGAAAGAGCUGUCUAUGGUGAAAAUUCCAAGCAAAGCAUCUGCAAAAUAUCUGGCCAAGAAAUUCAACAAGACUGAACAAUACAUAGCAGAAAACAUUUUAGUUCUGGACAUUUUCUUCGAAGCUCUGAAUUAUGAGACAAUUGAACAAAAGAAGGCCUAUGAAGUUGCAGGGCUACUUGGUGAUAUUGGUGGCCAGAUGGGUCUUUUCAUUGGUGCAAGCAUUUUAACAAUUUUGGAAAUAUUUGAUUAUUUAUAUGAGGUAUUUAAAGAUAAGGUUUUUGGUUAUGUGAAGCGCAAGAAAAGACCAAAGAGAAGUCAAAGUGACAAUCUGGAAUUUCCAGAGAACCCAACCAGCCCUGGCGUCACACCCAAUCAUGUCCCCAGAGUACCUGUGACACACUCCGCAGUCACUCGGACAGUCUCGGAUUCACGCCGAACAUGUUACCUCGUCACCCGACUAUAAGCAACUUUGAGGAGUUUGCCUGUUGACAAGAAACCAAGCUGGAGUGAAAAAGGAGUUUAUGGUGAACAUCAACAAUAACUUGUAAAAAAAAUUCUUCAGAAUUAUAAAUAAAUUUAAAAAAAACUUUAUAACAAUGCCUGAAACUAAUAAGAUGAUACCUAAAAAAAUACAAACUUCCAGAACAGAACUCAGGUUAAAUUCAUCUCCAGGCAUCCCUAUUGUGUGUUUUGCUUUUUUCUAAAUUGUUUGUCUGAAAUUUAAAUUUAAAAAUUCCACAUUUAUUUGCUACUUCAUGCCAUUCUUGAUACAUUUCACAAUAUUUAAAUGUGAUACCACCAUAGCCAAUAUUAAUUUUUUAGACUAGACUCACUUUUUUAUAACAGGAAUCUCUAUUACAAAGUAUACCUUUGGUGUAAAAUGUCAUCUAGUAAAUGUUAGAAAUAAUAAUGUGUUGCUAUUACUAGAAAAAGAAAUUACUUUAAAAUUAGCAAAUAAUCCUGGAGAAAAGGUAGCAUAUACUGGAGCAGAAUACAGGGUCAUGAAGAUGGAAC